CUUGGGCUUCUCUGGCUUCUGGCUCUCGUCCCGAUGUUCCUCGCUUGAGAUACUCGGGAGCUGAUUUGCUGGAUUUCCCACUUUUUGGGGGUUGGGAGGCGCUGGAAGGAACCAGGAUGGAACGGGAGAGGCAAGAUCAAUUCUGGCAUUGGAUCCAUCCAUGGAAGAGUGUGUCUAGUGAGUGAGUGUGUCUCGCUUGCGAUAACAAAACCGUUUCGGAACCCUUCGAUUUUCAUUUCUUAGGGAACCCUUCAUUUCUCACCCAAAUAGGCAAACACUUCACUCAUCUUACUUACUGUACUGUGCUGCUGUGCGUGCUGCGCUGCGCUGCGCUUGCUUACAUACUACACUGCAGUGUCAUGUUGUGUUGUGUUGUGUGUUUGCCUUUAACAGUACAUCUUGACGCCGCCAUCACAUUCUUGAGUUACAGCUACCUACUUUAUUCAUUCGCCUCACUUCUUUUUAUCCGUCCUCCGUGGCAUUCCGUCCAAUACAUUAAAAAAAGCCACUCUAUCGUACUCUUAUUAUCUCUCUUGGCCGCCCUCCAUUUGCGACACCGACACGACCUGCCCCUCACUGUUAAUCAUCAAAUCUCCCCGACUGCCGCCGCUCUCCCCGUGAGCGCGCAUUCAUUCCUAUCCACUCGAUCCCCUGGUUCUUCUCAAUCCUCCAUAUAUACCUACUUAUGCAGCGACGUUGGCGCUUGAUUCAAGACUCGGGCUGGGUUCUCAGUCAGGCGAAUAGCUAUUCUCCAAGAGACCAAAGACUCAAACCUCAGACGUUGAAUCACGACUGCAACGACGAUAUGGCCAGUUUCGCCAGAACCAUCAAAUCUCCUUACUUAUCGCCUCGACUACGGCCUUCCAUGCCGGGGCGCUCCAUGUCUACGAAUUCCGACCAUUCCAACUCUCCUCAAAGCCCACGAUCCGAUGAAAUUGUCGGCGAAUUCGACUUAUCUGGACGAAACACCCCAGCGAUUCCAUCCAAAAGACGGAAUCAACCACGAGACGGAUUCUUUGACCUUGAUGACAUUGAUUCUCGCACUUCCUACUUUUCAGGUAAGUUAGCAUUGACAUUGGCAUUGUACGGAAUGCUUGGAAUGCAUAUCCAAUAUCCAGUCGUUUGACCCCUGAUUGCCCAUCCAUCCCUACCUCUCUCGGAUGAUCUUCCAUCACCUGGCCUCAAACGACAACGAGAAGUCUGCUCCUGGCACUCCCUCAGCUCCCUCAACCCCGCGUAGCCGCAGCCACGUUCGACCUAUAGCUAUCGAUCUGCCUCAACUCAAGCGUUUCACUUCCGCUCCCGCACGCACGCCUCCCGAACCCUUAUCUGCAAGAGGUGACCUUCCUGGAGGUUACUUUCCACUUCACGAGGAUCCCAACAGUCGUGUCCAUCGGCCACACCCUUUCCAACAUCAUCCCGACACUCGCAUGAGUCGUCUCAUCUCGGAAUCUGGACCAAUCUACGCGGACUCUCCCACUUCUCAUCCAGCUCAAAGUGCAGUCAUGUCUCACUCAAACACUCCCGUCGCCUCCUACCUUGCUCCAGGCUUCCAUGACCACCCCGUCCCUAUGGGCAAAUACUACCCAUCCAACUACGAAAGUAGAAAUGGCGCUCAAUCAAAUCUGCGACCUCCCUUGUCUGGAAGCGUGUCGUCCAACGUCGGAUCCGAUUCCAGUGCAAUCCCUCGUGCAAGUAGCCAGUCGAACCCCGAGAGCGAGCUGCGUCGCAAGUUACAACAGUAUCAACGCGAUAUGAUUGCACAAGCAAGCAUGGCUGCAAAUGAGCUCAUUAGUAGCUCAGCCAAAUCUGGCGAUAAGCCUGGUUUGUCGCUCAAUGACCUUCCUCUCCGGGACUCUCGCUUUGCUACUCCUGGCUGUCAGAAGCCCUUAUCACCCAGACUCCUUCCCAUGGGAAGUCCUGGCCCUGUCACCCCCAUGGACCUUGAAGCCAUUGGCGCUGGUGACUACAUGAGUCGCUAAAAAUAUGGCAGCAUUUCACAAAUUUCUUUCUCUUACCAGUUACUGUGUUGGGAUAUUGAGAUAGAGUGUCAUAUGCAUACAGAUUGAGCAUGGUUCUUGCAUCGAAACUGGCUGGACUUGUUAUUUUCAUUUGACAAAGGGCGUUGGUUGGAGAUGAGCCCAUCAGUGGCCUGACAUUCCUCCUAGGUGGCAUUCAGCGUGUUGUUUAACUGCAUCUGGUACAAUUUGAUACCGUACGUGUUGAGGCAUGAUACCCAUAGAAUAAAUUUCAUUUGUGAGGGCUAAAUGGUGACCACCGGGCCACCCAUCUCCGCAGAUAAGUAUGUGCUGUUCUCCGUGAUGUUAAAGUGACCCGUAGCCGAGGAGAUGAUAGUACCUUUUGAUACAGCAAGCAUGUCAG
This is a messenger RNA of Fusarium odoratissimum NRRL 54006, 2382 nucleotides long. RefSeq lists its product as uncharacterized. The record is from RefSeq and is a predicted model, not a curated record. Lineage: Eukaryota; Fungi; Ascomycota; Sordariomycetes; Hypocreales; Nectriaceae. The transcript is spliced from 3 exons. The coding region runs from base 1161 to 1982 and encodes 273 amino acids.